GCUCCCAAGCCCUAGAUGUCCCCCUCCCCCUGCUCCUGCCCCCGCCGCGCCGCCGCCGCCGCCCGCGCCCCGCGCCGAUCCCGCCAGAUCUCGCGCGAAUCGGAGGCCCCGCGCCUCCCCGUGGCCCGAUUCGCCGGGAACGGCGCCGAUUUGAGGCGGUUUUGGAGGUGAGGUGGGGGGGAGCUGCGACUGCGAUUUCGGUGGUCCUGGGCCUUGCGGGGCCCCGUGGAUGGAUGCGGUGGAGCUGCCGUUACCAGCCAAGGUGGAGUUCGGGAAGAUCCUGGCGCCGGCAGCCGCGGUGGAGGUGGUCGACGGGCCCGUCGUCGGAGGUGGUGGCCCCGGAGCCGGGGGCGGGGAGUUGCUCAGGCGCUGCGCCGACACGGAUCGGCGCCACGGUGGUGAUGCGAAGCAGCACAACCAGAAUGCAGAAGGCUUUCCGUCUUAUAGAAGUAAAAGGACAUCUUUGGAAGUCCCUAUGCAGAAAUCUCUUGGUUUUGGCUUGAAGUCUGAAAACGGCAAACGGGAUUAUGUUGCAAAUGAUAUGGUUCAAUCCUUGCAUAAGCAAGAUAGUAAGAUAGUGGCGAAAAAGACCAUAAAGUUGUUGGACGGUCCACCUUAUUCAAAAAGGCCAAAGCUUGAGCCUGUACAAACUGGUAGAGAUGCUGAGGCCAAGGGACAUGAAUUCAUAUCACAGAAGAAUGUGCCUGAUUUGACACCAUGCGCAGCAUCUGAAAAAUCUCGGUUGCUCAAGCAGAAGCGCAUUUCUGAUGCAAAGAGAAUUGAUAAGAAGAAUAUUAGGUCUGGUGUCAGAUCAAAAUAUGAUUGUUUCUCAUCAAAGGCUGGUCUAGCAAAUUUUGAUUCUGGUUUCUCAGGAAACAGCGUACUUGGAGCACAUGGCCUUAAAUCUGAUGUUCGUGACAUCACAAAUCACAUUGAGAACCUCUCAUUGAGUGAACUUCUCGAUGGCACUUACAAGUAUUCCAGCCUGGGAAGAGAUAAAGGAAAGAAGGUAUUGCGCACGAAAGAGGAACUCCUAGUCUCUGUCAGAAAAGCUUUUUCUAUGCUUUCUGACAUGGACUAUUGCCAUGGAAAGGACUCUAAUAUCAUUCUGAGCCCUAAACUUCCUUCUGCAAGCAUUUCUAGCUGUGAUAUCAAGGAGCAAGGUGGUGACAAGCCAUCUUCUUUGGUUAAGGACUCAUCACUAAUCAAUGUCUGUGAUACUGCACUUUGUCAUCCAAAAGAUAUCUUAAGCCGUUUAACCCUUCCUCAUCGACAAGAUCUGGACUCUCUUUUAGCACCUGGAAGUGAGAGCACAGCUGGAGUUAAGCCUUAUAUGCCUUCCAUGACAGUUCAUGGAGCUAGUUUGCCACCAUUUCCUUGGUCACACUCACAGGCUGGGGGCUGUCGGCAAAGUGUUGACUGUGGUAAACAUGGGUCAAGUAGGAGUAACUCCCAGUGGCAGUGGGUACGGGUUGGAUCCAACCUCACUCUAGAUUUUGAAGAUACGUCUGUCCAUAGAAUUGAUGAUCUCCUUCAAGAGAUGGAUGCAGCGAAAUUAUUUAUAACAGAUUCAUGUGAUGGGCAAUAUAAUUUGUGUGGCACGGAAUCAACUUCCGGAUCACUUGUACAAAACAUUCACUCAAGAAAAAUUGGGGGUGAGCAUGGUUCUCAGCAACUGCAACCCCUGGAUCAUGUUGACUCUUUAGAUGGUUUCCAGAAGCAUGACAGUGAACAUUCUCUUUUAAAAACUUCUCAAGUAUCGCCAAAGAUACAGCGUGCUGCUGAGAUCUUAUGUGAUAUGAAAAGAAGCACUGAAUCAUGGAGUGGCCAAGGAUACAGCAAUGGGGCAAUUAAGUGGCCAAAAUCACCAUCUGAAAAAGUGAUGAAAGCCCGGAAACCCUCAUCCCAGUUUGGUACAACUGAGAGCUCAUCAGGUUCUCGUAACAAUGAUGCAACUUGGAAUGGGAGCAGUCACUCUACCAAGAAAAUUGUUGACAGGAAAAAUGAUUCUUCACGCUUGAAUAACCCUAAGGGAACCAUAAGGUGGCCCGUGCCUGUUGAAGAUGGUGCGUCUCCUGUCAGGUCCGAGCGGGGUCUUAUGGUCGAUAUGAGGCAGCCCCAUGGAAACGGCGGAAGGCUUCCGGUCCAGGUGUCAUCACAGGCACGGCUUGAGAAAGAAUAUGAGAACCAGCAGAAGUUGAGGAAAGCAACACUGACCUCUUCUCUGGGAUCUGCAGGAGAUUGGAAUAGGGAGAGGAACAGGAGAAUGUGAAGUGUACAUUAUUCAUGUCAAAAUCAUAGGCUACCGGUAUAUCGUCUGGGGGACAGCGGAACCAGGCAACUGUUUCAUAAGAGGUCACAGAACAUUGGGAGAUGUGAUAAUUUAGGUGGCGCGUGAUGUAUCUAUUGGGCCAUUUGUUGUUGGGGAAACUGUUGUAACUAGUGUAAUUUCUUUUUUUUUCUUACCAUUAUAUCACAGGGUCUCGUCUCACUAUUGUCCGUUGUGUAUUACUAGUAUGUGUCAAGCUUUUCGUAAAAGUAAUAAUUGCAGGCGAGGUAAUUGCAUUCCAGGCGCCAGCCCUCAAUAGUUUACGUUUUGCUCA
Sorghum bicolor (sorghum) is the source of this 2603-nucleotide messenger RNA. RefSeq lists its product as uncharacterized. The record is from RefSeq and is a predicted model, not a curated record. The coding region runs from base 230 to 2272 and encodes 680 amino acids. Lineage: Eukaryota; Viridiplantae; Streptophyta; Magnoliopsida; Poales; Poaceae. The transcript is spliced from 6 exons.